AUGUCAACAGUGUCUUCAAGCCUUUCUUCAGUUAUCACAGGUCAAGGCAACUUUGGGCAUUUCCGUAUCAAUCAAUUUGUCGAUACCAAUCCAGUUAAUGCGACCGAGCUCCAUUCUAAAAUACAGACGCCCAACGCGAAUCAAGUUAGUAAAAUCACUCUCGACAUUACAUCCACCACCAAUAAUUCGAUGGCACAAUCAUCGCGCCCUACCUCAGGUCAGAAUACUACCGAGAUCACUCCAACAGUUGCACCGGCGAAAACUCUCCAGAAAGAUCAAUCAGCAUCAUCGCCUCGAGGUGGCUUUGGCGCGUUGGAGCUGGUGGAAUUGAAUUCGAACCCCAUACUCGACGGGGUUUUAGGUCCAAACAAGGACGGGAGAGUUCGUAAUCCGGUCCCCUCUAAGCUGAAAGGCAAGACCGAUAAUAAAAAGGGCAAUUUUGGGGUGAUGCACAUGGCGGCCAGUACGCCAGGAAAGAAAGAGGCACCGGGGAAAGAUGCCGCAGCUGAACGUGAUGCUGCCGCCAGAAGAACGAGUGAAAACACGGCCUCGCGUGCGAAAGCUGCUGCGAAUGAAAAAUAUGCUCCUCCGAAGAAGAGAGGACUCGACGCGGCGAAAAAUGAAGGUGGGAAUCGCGCAUCUCCGUUUGGUUCACGAGAUGAUCACAAACAACGUGCGAGGCCGCUAACUCCGGAUGAGACGAAAUAUGAACAAGCGCGAUUAUUGACAUUAUUGAGAAGCAUCAAUCCAGUCACGGUCGUCGAUCAGGUUUGUAAAGCAGUGGCAUAUUUUGGUGGUAUACCUGGUGCACCGCCACCAGAAGAUGGUAUCUUUCCUGAAAGUGCGAAUACAAGAGAGACUGGGGCAUUGUUUAUAGGAUGGUUGGCAGAAAUAUUUCCCGAUCUUUCAUCAGCACCAGAACCUCCAGCACCGAAGAUGCAGGAACCACUUUCUGCCAAAGGGAAAAGAGGUCGUGGAAGACCACCGAGAGAUUCGAAAGGUUCAGAGAAUGGUACAUCUGAUCCUCCAGGACCAGCAAACGGAUUUGGAUUUGGUCCAGCUGUUCAAGCCCCAACUUGGGGAUUGCCUCAAUCUGUAGCUUUAGUUAAUACUGCACCCCCGAUGGCGGCUCCACCAAUACCUGCUGCUGCAGCAGUUCCAUCGGCUUCAACAGCAAGUCCUAACUUGAGUCGUCCUGUUCAGACCGAGUCAGAGCGACCCGCCACUCCCCUCAAACAACACAUUGAUAAUCUUGCUCCUGAUACUGAAUCUACAAGCAAACGAAGGAGAGGUAGACCCAAAGGAUCUAGAAAUAAGGGAAAAGAAGUACAAACUGGAAGUGAAAGCGCGGGAGGAAUGAGUAGUGUUGAUGCUUCCACAUCAGAACCAGGACCGUCAGAACAACACAUUCAACAGCCUGCCGCGGUUGCAAACAUGACGGCUGAGAAACCCAACACUGCGAAGGGAUCCCCAAUUGUCCCAAUCACGGACAUAAGCAACAAGGGUGGUCAGCCACAACUCACAUACUCGACAGAGCAUUGGAACGCAGACUCGAGCGCCGGCCAUACCUCUUCUAUUCUCCCGCCGGAUCAAUAUAGUCCGGAAGAACGUGCCGUCAUCGAAGCGUUUCAGAACGAGCAAGCACCUGGUGGAGGUUCUGAUAGUUUCAAUUCGACUCAACCGACACCGGUAAACAAUGGCACUCCUACGGCUGGUGGUAUGAAGAGAAAACGUGGUCCUAAUAAGCCUAAGAACCCUUCGAUGACGGCAUCUCAAAAUAUUUCAGGAUCACAACCACAAACUAGUCAUACAUCUAAGAAUAUUAGUCCUCUUCCUGCGCCAGCUGAAAGCCCCCUUGUGCAAAAAGAUACUUCUAGUGUACAGUGGGAAUCUGUACCUCCUAUGGUUGAAACUCUUGUUCCGCCACCUCCGAAACGACAACGAAAGCCAAAGGUUCCUGGAGCUAAUGGUCCUGUUACCGGUAAGAAGACUGGUUCAUCGGUCGUCAGUAAUGCUACACCUCCUAUACCGCCAAGCUCUAUUCCAGAUUCCCCAGCCACUUCAGUACAAGGCAUACAACAAAACAUCCAACAAUCACAACAGGGCACACCUGUAACUCGACCUGCUGAUGGAUUGGAAGCUCAUUAUGCUCGCUUUCAAGAUCUUGGACAACAGAAUGGACGAAGUAUUACUCCAACAAUCACUCCCCAGAUGGCCAACAGCUACCGAGCAGGUACCAUGAGCCAAGCCUCACCACAAUUUACACAUGCAGAAAAUGCCUACCGAACUGCUAGUCCUCAUAACAUAGCUCAACCAUCACCCUCUUUCUCUCAAGCCGAUACUUCAUACCGAACUUCAUCGUCUCUAGCAAAUCCCUCGCCAACUUAUUCACAACCUGAAGCAUCUUACAAUCCUCGCACACCUUCUAUUUCUACCACAACUCCAUCCUACUCUCAACCUGACUAUAAAUCCUCAGCUCUAAAUCAAACAUCCUCUUAUGCUCGUUCUACCCCAACAACACAUCAACAACAAUCCUAUAAUCAAUUCGCGGACGCUUCCUACAUUGAUUUACCUACUCUUGACCUUCCUACUUUAGGCCAUACAUCCGCAUCUCCCUACGGUCAAACAAAUAUGAAUAAUCUAGGUGGUAGUUCGAGAAGUAAUGCAAAUACAAAUAGUAUUUAUGGGACGAGUUCUGGAUUAGGAAAUGCGUUUGAUGGAGGUGCAAAUGAUUUGUUAAGAGUUAAUAGAGCAGGAAGUGGAAGUUAUGGGGCUGCUGGUAGUGCUGGACCUUUUGAUGGUGGUGAAGAAAUGAGACAGAGGUUGAUGAAAGGAAUGUUGGGGAGAGAACGCUGA
This is a messenger RNA of Sclerotinia sclerotiorum 1980 UF-70, 2856 nucleotides long. RefSeq lists its product as hypothetical. Lineage: Eukaryota; Fungi; Ascomycota; Leotiomycetes; Helotiales; Sclerotiniaceae. The record is from RefSeq and is a predicted model, not a curated record. The transcript has 2 exons. Bases 1 to 2856 code for a protein of 951 amino acids.